UUCCAUGGAUGGAACAGCGCCCACGUCGGCGUUCAAAAGCCAUGUUUGGUUGCUUCCGUGCGAGACAUGAAAUCAACUGAAAGUAUGAAAUAGAAUGAGCAGAAAGAGAAAAUGAUCAACAUUCUCAAUCUCAACUCAAAGAACCAUCAUCAACACCCAUAACCAACAUAAAAUCAAUGCCUUCUUCAUUCUUCAAUACCAAGGACCUCACAAGGCUCCUCAAUGGCCUCUCCCUCGUCGCCAACGAAUUCAUCAAACCCGCCGCAAAGUCCGACCUCCAAACCCUAAUCAAGAACGCCGUCCUCUCCGCUACUGACCUCUCCGGAAUCACCAGCGGCAAGCUUCGCCAAUUCUCAAACCCUCAAUCUUCUCACGCUCCCAAACGCGCCUCUACCGAUUCCGUCGUUUAUUUCAGCUCUUCACAGCCCCCAGAAACGACAACAAGAAAUGAUGAAAAUGAUGUCGUUUUGACUUCUGAAGAAAACCGCCCUAGGGUUGAGGAUUCCGAGGCAGGGGCGGCGACUGCGGCGGCUUCGUCUCCGGUUGUUGCCGUUCCGGAUGGGAGUGUUUUGGCGGCGGAGGAAAGCGAGGCUCGGAGCUCUGAGGGUAAGGUGGAUGUGAAUGUGAAUGUGAAAGAGAAUGAGAAUGGGAAGGUGGGUGGUGAGGGGAGUGGCGAAAUGGCGCCAAUUGCUCCACCGGUGACGAGGCGAAGACCGAGGGAGAGGAGGGUUCCUGAAACUCCGUUUUCCAGGGCUCUUGGGUUUGCUGGGCUAGGAGCUAGUCUUGCAUGGGGGACACUUCAGGAAUCUGCCAGGAGGCUUGCCUUUGGUAUGCCUAGUUCUCAAGACAAUCAAUCUCCGCUUUCUCCAUUCUUGUCUGAGAGGAAUGCAGAGCGAUUGGCUCUUGCACUUUGUAGAAUGCGUGGAGCUGCCCUCAAAAUUGGGCAGAUGUUGAGCAUUCAGGAUGAAUCUCUUGUUCCAGCUCCGAUACUGGCUGCAUUAGAAAUUGUACGCCAAGGUGCAGAUGUGAUGCCAAAGAGCCAGCUUAAUGAAGUUUUAAAUGCUGAGUUAGGUCCUGACUGGUCAUCAAAGCUGAUUAGUUUUGAUUAUGAACCUAUAGCAGCUGCAAGUAUUGGCCAGGUGCACAAAGCUGUCAUGAAGGAUGGCAUGCAAGUUGCAAUGAAAAUUCAGUACCCUGGUGUUGCAAAUAGCAUUGAGAGUGACAUUGAGAAUGUGAAACUUCUUUUGAAUUACACAAAUCUGAUUCCUGAAGGACUUUAUCUUGACAGGGCUAUAAAGGUAGCCAAAGAAGAACUAUCACGUGAGUGUGAUUACAACUUGGAGGCAGCAAGUCAGAAGCGAUUCCGAGAUCUGCUUUCUGGCACAGAAGGGCUUUAUGUUCCAAUAGUUUUUAAUGAUCUUUCAAGCAAAAAAGUAUUAACUACAGAGCUUGUUCAUGGAAUUACAAUUGACAAAGUAGCCUUGCUGGACCAGGAAACUCGUAAUUAUAUUGGGAAAAUGUUAUUGGAGCUCACAUUGAUGGAGUUAUUUGUAUUUCGAUUUAUGCAGACUGAUCCUAAUUGGGGUAACUUUUUAUAUGAUGAAGCGAAGAAAACAAUAAAUCUCAUUGAUUUUGGAGCGGCACGGGAUUACCCCAAAAGAUUUGUUGAUGAUUAUUUACGAAUGGUUCUAGCAUGUGCAAAUACUGAUAGGGAUGGGGUCAUAGAGAUGUCCCAGAGACUCGGGUUCAUCACUGGAAUGGAAUCAGAUGUGAUGCUCGAUGCCCACGUUCAAGCUGGUUUCAUUGUGGGUUUGCCAUUUGCAAGAUCCGGUGGAUUCGACUUCAAGUCAACCAACAUUACCUCAAGCAUUUCACACCUUGGUGCGACGAUGCUGAAGCACAGGCUGACUCCGCCACCUGAUGAAGCUUACAGUCUGCACAGAAAACUUUCUGGUGCAUUUUUGGCAUGCAUUAAGAUUGGGGCCGUUGUGCCUUGUAGGGAAUUAUUGCUUGAAGUGUACAAUCAAUAUAGGUUUGGUGAUGAUGAAACAAAUGAGAUAUUAUCCACUGGCUCAGGAUCCGCAUAGGUAAUAGGUUUUUUGUAUUUUGUAUUUUGUUUUCUUUUAUCAAUUCUUCAAUUAGUUUUUUCCACCACAGCUAUAAUAAUAACUUCUGGGAUGCUAGUUAUGCGUCCAAGCAUAUUUCAUAUUGCUCCACAAAAGUGGAGUCAAUUUUGGGGACAAUUUCCCCUUACCCCCAUUUGUAAUUUUAGCUGCUUAUAGAGUUGUUUAUUAUUUGUUGUACGGAUUCUUCCAAAAAGUUAUUGAUUCUUUAAAAUUGUGUU
Molecule: messenger RNA, 2344 nt
Organism: Arachis ipaensis
Lineage: Eukaryota; Viridiplantae; Streptophyta; Magnoliopsida; Fabales; Fabaceae
Gene: ABC1
Product: ABC transporter 1
Biological process (GO): ubiquinone biosynthetic process
Source: RefSeq, a predicted model, not a curated record